GCAACGUUCCCAUCAUGUCGCCUUCUUCAAUAUCAAUGGCCAAUAUCCUGCGCCUAGCAACCUCCGUCAACGAACAUUUAUCAUACAUUCAUAUUCCCACUGCAUCAAAUAUCGGCCUUGUUCUUGUCAAUGGGUGGUAUUCUACUCUAAAUGGAUCCCGCAAAAACAACUUUUUCGCCAAUUACGCCCGUCGUCGUAAGCUAACGCUCACCGCUUACGACCACUAUGCGCAUGGUCUCUCUUCUGGCUCUAUGGACAACUUUACAAUUGGAACGGCCAAGAAGGAUCUCUUACGGGUUUUAGAUGAGGUUGUUGCACCAAGUCAGCGCCAGAUAUUGAUUGGAUCAUCGAUGGGGUAUUGGUUGUCUCUUCUUGCUCAACGGCAACGGCCGGAAAAGGUUGCUGGGAUUGUGGGCAUAGGUGGUGCCCCUAAUUUCACCGCUUUGCUUUUGGAUGAACUAGCCCCAGGCCAGAUUGAUCAUUUAAGCCAUCUGGCUCGGACAGAGCAGAGGGCUUCGUAUCAGCGUCCGUCGCAAUACGAUCCAGCUGGAUAUCAAGUGGGAUGGAGCCUUCUUCAGGAGGGCCAACGGCAUUAUAUUACAAAGGGGUGGAAGGUCAACUGUCCCAUUAGACUCUUUCAUGGCAUGCAUGAUACGGACAUGCCAUGGACGGAGGCCAUCAAAUAUGUAGGCUUCCUGGAUUCCAGAGAUGUGACCAUAACCUUGAUCAAGGACGGGAAUCAUAGAUUAAGUAGAGAACAAGAUUUGAAACGGGUUGCUAAAGAGUUAGAUCUUUUGUCCGGGUAUGAAAUGGUGGGGGGCUGAAAGAGGUGUCAUUGCAAGUCUGUCCUGCCAGCGACGAUGACGAGAAAUAUGCUUAAGUAUUAUAUUCACGUCGAGUCAACGGAAGUCGACCCUACGUCCUCCGGUCAACGAUGUACUCUAUAUGUUAUCAAUCAUGCCUCUUUAGCCCGCUGCUCUCCACAGAUCCUCAUCGACAGACACCUUUUUUUCACUGAAAGCGUCCAAGAGCGCCUUCCCCUCUUGAGGCUCAUCUUGAGGCUCAGGGUCAAUGGGUGCCAAUUUCGUCAAAUCGAUGGUCUGUCCGGACG
Spizellomyces punctatus DAOM BR117 is the source of this 1111-nucleotide messenger RNA. RefSeq lists its product as uncharacterized. NCBI's taxonomy places the organism in Eukaryota, Fungi, Chytridiomycota, Chytridiomycetes, Spizellomycetales, Spizellomycetaceae. The transcript has a single exon. The coding region runs from base 15 to 824 and encodes 269 amino acids. Gene Ontology annotation, molecular function: hydrolase activity, hydrolyzing O-glycosyl compounds. The record is from RefSeq and is a predicted model, not a curated record.